This is a messenger RNA of Aphis gossypii (cotton aphid), 2886 nucleotides long. RefSeq lists its product as uncharacterized. Bases 1 to 2886 code for a protein of 961 amino acids. NCBI's taxonomy places the organism in Eukaryota, Metazoa, Arthropoda, Insecta, Hemiptera, Aphididae. The transcript is spliced from 4 exons. The record is from RefSeq and is a predicted model, not a curated record.
AUGAGUCAACUUAAAGACCCUAGAUCGGAUCUUUCUAUUACGAUAAAUACGGCAACAGAUAUCUAUACUCUCAAAAAACCAUUUCUUAUUCAAUAUUGCGAAAAUAAAAAUCUAAAAUCUACUGGAACUACUGCCGAAUUAAGAGCUAGACUAAGUAGAUAUUUAAGAGGAGCUAUAACUUUGGAAGACGUGGAUGAUUCUUUAGACGUUGAAAAACACGCUGAGCUAUCCGAUUCAAGUCCCGAUAAAAUAGACAACAAUAAAAGCUCACCAGCUACUUACUCAACAUCAUUAGCUCUAUACGACAACUUAAACAAUAGUUUAAAUUCUUUUUCAAAUAGAGUUGGAAAAAUCUUAGAAAAUUCAAACACACCUGGUAAUAACUCUCAAGAUCAAAGCACCCAAUUGCAUCAUCUCAAAUGUAGUCGUGGUGGUGGUGUUCUCAUUGGCAUUCGUAAAGAUUACCCUGCGUGUAAUGUUAAAGUUCCUCAAUUAAAUGUUGAACAUGUUUUUGUCCGUUUUACUAUUGGUUCGUGUAGUUUCAUAGUUGGUGGUGUCUAUAUUCCGCCUCUCCCUCCUCCUUUAAUUUAUGAAUCUCACGUCUCUUCCAUUGAAUGUUUGAUUAAUACUUAUCCUAAUGACAAAUUUAUUAUUUGUGGGGAUUAUAAUAUUCCUGAAACUAAGUGGGACAAUGAUGAUUAUGGUAUUGUAUACUCAUAUUCUUCACCUGCCCGUGCCCCAUGUAUUCCCGAAUCUUUUACAACAAAUGGAUUCUUUCAAAAAAAUAAUAUUUAUAACUCAACCAAUUCGAUUCUAGACCUAGUUUUUUGCAAUGAUAAAGAUUUAAUCGUUGAAAAGUCGCUUGACCCGCUAGUUCCUAUGGAUAAAUAUCACCCAGCUUUAAAUAUUUUACUUCCAUUUAGUCUCCCGGUACCAAGCUGUAAACAGAGCCGCAGGUUCUACAAUUUCCGCAAAGGCGAUUAUGGGAAUAUCCGUUCCUUUGUGUCUACAUUUAACUGGUCUUCAACACUUUCUCAAUACGACCUUGACUCAGCAGCUCAUAUUAACUAUAAGUCUUCUUUAAGCAUUAAUGAUUAUAGAGAAUUCUCUCUCCUCAGGGCUAAACUUAAAUAUGAAACAAAAAUAUGUUACCGAAACUUUAUACUCCGUACUGAAACAGCCCUUAGGACUAAGCCUAAUGAUUUCUGGAAAUUUGUUAGGAACAACCGUGCUAAGAUUUGUAUUCCCAAGGAAGUGUCAUACAACGAAUUCACUUCUAGUAAUGAACAAGAGACCGCCAAUCUCUUUUCUGACUACUUUUCCUCAGUUUACUCUACUAAACGAGUAGAUUUUGAUGCCAAAAAAAUAGAUAUUUCUACAUAUGAUCUACCCAAUAAUGCUACGUUUAGCGUAGAAGAUGUAUCGCAUAGCCUAUCUUCGUUGGAAAAUGUGUGGUCAAUUGGCCCAGAUGGCCUCUCAGGUCACUUUUUAUAUGAAUUAAGAACUAUUAUUGCUUAUCCGCUAUGGCUUCUGUUUAGAAGGUCGCUUGAUGAAGGCGUUUUUCCUUCCAUGUUCAAAUUCAGUUCUGUAACCCCUAUUCCUAAAUCUGGUAGCCCCUCCGUUGUUUCCAAUUAUCGACCUAUUUCCAUCCAAUCGCAUAUUUCAAAAAUGUUUGAACACAUAGUCUUAAACGCCAUUCAACCAACCGUUAAUUCUAUCCUAGCCGAGGAACAGCAUGGCUUUCGCCCAAGACGGUCUACUACCACAUGCAAUCUUGUUUUCAAUAACUAUGUCUUCGACUCUUUUCAACAACGAACUCAAGUAGAUGUAAUCUACAUUGAUUUUCAAAAAGCUUUCGAUUCGGUCAACCAUAAUGUACUUAUUCAUAUUCUCAAAGAAUCAGGUUUUGGCGAACCUCUUCUGUCUUGGCUAAGAUCCUUUGUUAGUAACAGGUAUCAAUGGGUUAAAGUCUUUGAUGUUAAGUCUAAUCUGUUCUUGGCUUCAUCGGGUGUCCCUCAAGGGAGUCAUCUGUCGCCAAUAUUGUUUUCAUUAUUUAUAAACAACCUCCAUCGUGUGCUACAUCACUGUCAAUUUCUGUGUUUUGCUGAUGACAUCAAAUUAUAUCUGCGUGUAACCACGCCAGAUGAUUGUACAAAACUUCAAUCCGACCUAGAUCGAUUCUCAAAUUGGAUCAACACUUUAGGUUUAGCACUUAAUCUCGAUAAAUGCAAAAUUAUGCCCUUCACUAGAUCACGUUCUCCUAUAAUGUCCCCAUACUUCAUCAAUAAUAUAGCUAUUACUCGUACUAUGGACUAUGUCAUGGAUCUUGGUUUCAAGCUAAGCUGCAAUCUUGACCCAACUGCUCACAUCGAGUACGUGUGUUGUACAGCUUUAAAAACCCUUGGUCUAGUCAUCCGAUUAAUAAAGGAUUUUCGGCUUGAAUCGUCAUUAAAAACACUUUUCUGUGCGCUUGUGCGCCCCAUUUUAGAAUAUGGGACCGUAAUAUGGGACCCUCAUACUGCAGACAAUGCAAGGCAAAUUGAGCGUGUUCAGCGCCGGUUCCUACGCUAUGCUAGUCAUAUCCUUAAGAUACCUUGUGCACCUCAUAACUAUACACCGGUUGCUAUUCAUCUAGGUUUGGCAUCCUUAGCCGAACGUCGCCGUGUCGCAGGUCUUAAAUUCCUAGAGGGUCUUUUAAAUAAUAAUAUAGAUUCUCCAGUCCUUCUCUCGCAAAUCUCCAUUAAAGUUCCAUCCCGUCCAUCCCGCUCAAAGGCCCUCUUCUAUGUCCCGCACGCCACCACUAACUAUAUGGCUAAUGAGCCUUUAAGACGCCUAAUGUCGUCUGCCAAUGCAGAACCUUCCUUCGACGAAUUGCUAAAUUUUUAA